GAUGUGAACUCGAUUAUAUGUUUUUUUUUUAUGUGCCUUUAUUUAUAAUCUCGUCAACGUGGUUCUUUAUUUCAGUGAGAAUGCCACUAAAGCUUGACAUUAAGCGGAAACUGACCGCUAGGUCUGACCGUGUAAAGUCAUGUGACCUCCACCCCACUGAGCAGUGGAUGCUGGUCUCCCUGUACAACGGGAAUGUGCAUAUAUGGAACUAUGAGUCCCAGCAACUCGUUAAAUCGUUUGAAGUUUGUGAUCUACCGGUGAGAGCUGCUGUAUUUGUUCCCAGGAAGAACUGGGUUGUGACUGGAUCCGACGAUAUGCAGAUCCGUGUGUUUAACUACAAUACACUUGAGAGAGUUCACAACUAUGAUGCACACAGUGAUUAUGUGAGAGCUAUUGCUGUUCAUCCAACCCAACCUUUCCUUCUCACUAGCAGUGACGACAUGCUGAUAAAACUGUGGAACUGGGAGAAGGGAUGGCUGUGCCAGCAGGUGUUUGAGGGACACACCCACUACGUGAUGGAGGUGAGGAUCAACCCUAAGGAUAACAACACCUUCGCCUCCGCCUCCCUGGAUAAGACUGUGAAGGUCUGGCAGCUGGGUUCUGCUACUCCUAACUUUACCCUCGAGGGACACGAGAAGGGAGUUAACUGUGUUGAUUACUAUCACGGAGGAGAUAAACCUUAUCUUAUCUCUGGAGCAGACGAUCGUCUUGUUAAGAUAUGGGAUUACCAAAAUAAAACCUGUGUCCAGACCCUGGAAGGGCAUGCACAGAACAUUGCCGCAGUGUCCUUCCAUCCUGAGCUGCCGAUCAUCAUCACCGGUUCCGAGGAUGGAACUGUUAAGAUCUGGCAUGCGAAUACGUAUAGACUGGAAACCACAUUGAACUACGGGCUGGAGAGAGUUUGGUCGAUCGGUGUACUGCGAGGAUCCAAUAAUGUUGCUCUGGGUUAUGAUGAAGGAGCAAUCCUGAUCAAGGUUGGUAGAGAGGAACCAGCAAUGUCUAUGGAUGCUGGUGGGAAGAUUAUCUGGGCUAAACACAGUGAACUCCAGCAGGCCAGCCUCAAGGCUAUAGACAGGGAGGAGAUUAAGGACGGAGAGAGGUUACCACUCCAGGUUAAGGAUAUGGGAAGCUGUGAGGUAUUUCCUCAGACUGUUCAACACAACCCUAAUGGAAGGUUUGUUGUUGUGUGCGGAGACGGAGAAUAUAUCAUCUACACCGCCAUGGCACUGAGAAACAAAUCCUUUGGUUCAGCUCAGGAGUUUGUCUGGUCGGCAGACUCAUCGGAGUACGCAGUCAGGGAGUCAUCAUCCAGUAUUAAACUAUUCAAAAACUUCAAGGAGAAGAAAUCCUUUAAACCAGAGUUCGGAGCGGAGAAUAUAUUCGGAGGAAAUCUGAUCGGAGUAAAAUCUGUUUCUGGUUUGGCGUUCUAUGAUUGGGAAAACCAGGAUCUGGUGAGAAGGAUUGAGAUCCAACCUAAGGCAGUUUACUGGUCCGAGAGCGGAGAACUCUGCUGUAUUGCAACCGAGGAGAGUUAUUUUAUUCUCAAGUUUAACAACGAAGCAGUCGGAGCUGCAGCUGAAAAUAAGGAUAAGAUCUCUGAGGAUGGAAUCGAGGACGCGUUUGAUGUGUUGGGCGAGGUCACGGAGUCUGUUAAGACUGGUCUCUGGGUUGGAGAUUGCUUUAUCUACACAAACAGUGUGAAUAGAUUAAACUAUUAUGUUGGAGGAGAGAUCGUAACAAUCUCACAUCUGGACAGGACGAUGUACUUGUUGGGGUAUAUACCUACAGACAGUAGGUUGUAUCUUGGAGACAAGGAACUGAAUGUUGUCAGCUUCCAGCUUCUCCUCUCCGUCCUGGAGUACCAGACUGCUGUCAUGAGACGAGAUUUCGAAACUGCUGAUAAGGUGUUACCGACAGUUCCCAAAGAGCAGAGAACCCGUGUUGCACAUUUCCUUGAGAAACAAGGGUUUAAGAAACAAGCUCUGGCAGUCAGCUCCGAUCCGGAGCAUAAGUUCGACCUUGCAAUCCAGCUCGGAGAUCUAGAGGUGGCAACAUCUCUAGCGAAGGAGGCAGGAUCAGAGCAGAAGUGGAAACAGUUGGCAGAGCUGGCAACAAGCCGAGCAAAGUUUGAUCUAGCGCAACAAUGUUUACACGAAGCUCAGGAUCACGGAGGUUUACUCCUCCUGGCAACUGCAGCUGGGAACGCAGAGAUGGUUGAGAAACUAGGUUCGUCCUCUGAAGAGAGUGGGAAGCAUAACGUUUCCUUCCUCUCCUACUUCCUGCUGGGAAACCUAGAGAAAUGUUUAGAGAUUCUAAUUUCAGCAAAUAGAAUACCGGAGGCUGCUUUCUUUUCCAGAACCUAUCUACCGAGUCAAGUAUCCAGAGUAGUUGAACUGUGGAGGGUUCAGCUCGGCAAGGUAUCGGAGAAAGCAGGACAAAGUUUAGCAGAUCCUAAGGAUUAUCCGAACCUGUUCCCUGAGUUCGAUGCUGCAAUUAGAGCAGAAACUAUGCUGAAGAAGGAGAGAUCUCAGUUUAUCCCAGCAGCAGAUUAUCUAGAAAUUAUGCCAAAUCAUGAGCGUAAACCUCUUGAAGAGCUGAAUGCUGGAGCAGAGGUUGAUGACGAUGAUAUUAUGGAUGAAAAAGAUCAUCCUGUCAUGGUUAAUCGGAAGAGUUUGGUCGUUGAAAACAUAGAAGCGGAACCAGAUUGGGAAAUGGAAGACGAUAUUCUUAGCUCGGUUUCAAACGAGGAUUUAGAGAAUAAUUCUGAAAACGAAAUAUCCGAGAAUAAUUUAGAAGAUAAUGAUGGGAAUGAUGAGGGUGAACCUUCCAAACCCUCUGCUCCUGUUCCAGUCCAGGUUCAAUCAGCUGAUGAUCUUGAAGCUGAACUUGAAGCAGACCUGGAGAAUAUUAAGUUGGAUGAUAUUGAUACAUCCGACGUGAACCUUGAUGAUGAAGACUUAUUGGAGGAUUAGAACCGGAGGAGAUUUGUAAAAAAGUCUUGCAUUUCCAUACACGGCUCACCAGUGAUAGUUUAUAUGUUUUAUUUAUAUUUGGUUUGAAUUGUGAUGAGAUAUUUUAAUGUAUUCGUUUGAUAAUAUAUUUU
Messenger RNA from Eurytemora carolleeae, 3103 nucleotides. RefSeq names its product coatomer subunit beta' (gene beta'COP). The coding region runs from base 18 to 2972 and encodes 984 amino acids. The transcript has 13 exons. The record is from RefSeq and is a predicted model, not a curated record. Gene Ontology annotation, molecular function: protein binding; structural molecule activity. Lineage: Eukaryota; Metazoa; Arthropoda; Copepoda; Calanoida; Temoridae. Gene Ontology annotation, cellular component: COPI vesicle coat. Gene Ontology annotation, biological process: retrograde vesicle-mediated transport, Golgi to endoplasmic reticulum; intra-Golgi vesicle-mediated transport; endoplasmic reticulum to Golgi vesicle-mediated transport.